ACAGGACGGAAGGUGGGUGGUGCGGCGUGCCGUCAACAGUGGAACGAUGCCUUGUGUGUGUGUGUGUGUGUGUGUGUGUGUGUGUGUGUGUGGGAUGAUGAGGGAAGGUGUGGUGACGCAUACAGUAGAGCAACUGUUCCCGAGUGCGAUUUGCAAUUUGCAUCAUUCCAUGCAUUCCGUGAUGCAUCAACUUGAAGGUUGUCAACAAUGGAAGCUCGUGCGGAAUGGCAGGUACCUCUUGCCAAGAGUUGAGGUGCUCCAUUGAGAGAGGGGCCGCGGAAGGAAUCAACGGGAAGGAUGAGAACCUAACCUCGAAGACCUGCCUCGGGGAGUCGGGGAAAGGAAAGAGGUAUUCGUGCCUUUAGACUUAGGUAAGCACCCAGCGUGAAAGGAAGAAGGGGGAAAAUCAGAAGGAACCUGGCACGCAUGCACGCCUGACUUGUUAUUGUUGUGUCCGCUUGCGAGCUGCCACACUUGCUUGCCGCCUGAUG
Messenger RNA from Colletotrichum acutatum, 491 nucleotides. RefSeq lists its product as uncharacterized. The record is from RefSeq and is a predicted model, not a curated record. The coding region runs from base 47 to 265 and encodes 72 amino acids. Lineage: Eukaryota; Fungi; Ascomycota; Sordariomycetes; Glomerellales; Glomerellaceae. The transcript has a single exon.